GGAGAGGUUGUGGAUACUAUUCAAAUAACUUUCGCACGAAAUAUGCCAGCCUCCAGAAAGAGUUUCCGGCGCUCUCAGCACCCCCUGACUACGCCGAAAGGGAAUCCGGUUCCUUUGCUGUCUGCGGUGAUAUAUUGCCCUGAACAAGAAACAACCCGCCUUAUCUCUGGAUCGAAUUAGUUCCCUCAAUUGAGCCUAACGAGCAGAGGUUUUGCCUUCAGCGUUUCUUUCUUUUGCUACGUGCUCCGCUGCCCGAUGCGGGGCUUGCAGGCAGUAAUGACGGUCAGCGGGCUUUCCUUUCCCUCCACAGACAUUUUCCUCAAUCCAAUCAAUCGGAUGAACGUGCCCGGCCCUUCCUGCCUUCUCUGUUGGGCUCUUGGAGCCCCUUGAAGGUUUUACAAGCACUCCGGUGAAAAAGAGCUUGGGCCCUGCCUGCCAAAGGGAUGUGCAGAAGAGAGGUCUCCCCUUCCCAGCCCAUGCCCCGGUUGCAAACUCCUCUGGAGGUCUUACUGUCCCGUCUGGAGAAGUUAGCACGUGUUAAAGUUUCUGCAGGGCGGGUUAGACCGUGCGAGUUUUCAGGCUGCUUCAGUCACACCAAGUCCCCGCUGGUCCCCCUCCCCGCACCCCCGCACUCAGCGUGUAAAGAGCACACACAAAUCAAUCGCAGGCCACCCCGGGGGCUGAGCCGCCUCUGGGAACACCUUGAUCUGUGCAAAUCUUCGUCUCACGUGGGCCAAAUUGCACUCGGUUUCCACAAGCAGGCGUGUUGGUGGCAGGAUCCUGCCCCUACCCCUCCCAGCGCCCUGCUGUCCCUUCCUGGGAGGAUGGAGAGCACCCCCCACCCCCCAAGCCCCUCGCCCCAGAUUGCUGGAGCUCAGCUGCAGAGGUUGCCUCCGUGCCCACUGGCAUUGCACUUCACCCAGGCGGUGCUCACAGAGCGGCAUGAAGACAAAAUUUCCCGGCAAAGACACAGACUGUCAGUCCCUGACAACCCCGGCACAUUCAUAGCCCCCCUAGCUGCAUCUGUUACCAGAGGAGCACGCUGAAACCAGUGCAUGGAGCCGGUUACUUACUAUAGCAAACACCGAUCCUUCCUCCCUGAGCUUUCGCUGGCAAUAUUCUCUCCCUCGCUGGCUUGAUGUUUGCCUGCCUGUGUCCAGUUCUUUGUGCAGCCUCUCAGUCCAAUUCACAGAUGACUUCCUCCCCACCCCCUCCUCCCCCAACACCUUAGUAGCUUACAUUACUCAGUGAAUCCAAAGAAAAUACUAUGAGAGCUGGAAAUAUGAACUGCUCUCCCUCCCGUCUCAUGAAGGAUCAGCUUCAGUUGCCACUCUUCAAAAUCAACCAAGAAAAGAAAAGAAAAGAAAAGAAAAGAAAAGAAAAGAAAAGAAAAAGGAAAAGGAAAGAAAAUAAUAGAAAGCUCCAAAACAAAAUUUAAAAAAAAAUCCUUGUCACACAAACAGAUUCAAAGUUUCCUAUUUAUUUUAAUUGCUUUCCUUAAACAGCCUCCCCUUGUUUCGCCAAGGGGAAAGCAAAACGAUAGCAAAGAGAGAGAUGCAUAGCCAAGUAUUUUUUUAAAAGAGGUUUUAAGGGGAAGGCUACUUGUGGGUCGGAUACCCCACUAAUAAUUACUUUUUUUUUGGACAAAGCAACCAGAGGCAGGCAGUUAAGGUACAAUGCGAUUGAAAAGGGCCCUGCACAGCUCCUCCCAGGUCUGACAAACGAGAUGAGAAAGAUGGGUGGAAAACGAAAGGCAAGGGGGAAAGGCCAUACUUGGAGAAAGAAAUUCAAAACUUUAGACUAUUGUUUUGGGGUUGGGGAGAGCAGGACACAGCAAAAGAGAGAAAGAGAGAGAGAGAGAAUAGUAAACAAAGCAAGGCAUACCCCCUUCCUUCCUCCAACAGGACUUCCCCCACCAGGUUACCUAACGAGGAGAUGCUAGCCUGAAAAAUUACCCCAAGCAAAUACACAUCCCAAGCAGACCUUUUGCUCUCUCUACUGUAUAGUAGAUGCGGCUUUAUACUGGAAAUUAGAAACAGGGGGAGGAGAAGGCGUGAACAUGGAGCGAUGAGUGUGUGUUGUCAAUCAGAGGGGUUUUGUGUCUCCUUGACUCCUGAUGGUCCAUGGCUGAGGUGUCCCAGGGUGGCACCACAAUGCAUAUGAAUAGGAGUCCUUGCUAAAUGGGACAGUCAAAGCGCACCGCCCUGAAUAAUGGCACGUCAUCCUAACAAGACCAUUAUAGAUAGGAGGGCUCCUUUUGUCUCUUUUCUCUGCUGCAGCUCUAUAAAAGCCCCUCUUUUUCAGGCUGAGGUUAGUUCAAGCAUACACCAACCAGCUCUCCUGUAAACAAGCUGAAUGAAUCACCAGAGAGCGGAGGAGAGGGAAAGAUUAGGGGGUGAGGGGAGAGUUUCCUAGCUUUGUGUGUGUGCGUGUUUGUCUUUUCUUCUCAGAGCCUGCAGUUUCUUUGGUUGUUUUUAAGAAGAGCAAGCCCACUGCACCCAGUCCAGAGCAGGGCAGACUUUUCUGGCUCAGGACCCCCAAUACAAUGAAUUCUGACUCCAGCUCUGUUUCCAGCAGAGCUUCCUCACCAGAUAUGGAGGAGAUGUACCUGAGGGAUCACCACCACCACCACCACCACCACCACCACCAGGACAGCAGGCUCAACUCGGUCUCCUCCACCCAGAACGAUCUGGUGCAGAAGAUGUCCGGGGAGGGCCUCUCCAGAAAUGGCUCCAAGGCAGGAGGGGAGGGCAGCAAGUACAAAAUCAAGAAGCAGCUCUCGGAGCAGGAUCUGCAGCAGCUGAGGCUGAAGAUCAACGGGCGGGAGCGCAAAAGGAUGCACGACCUCAACCUGGCCAUGGACGGACUGAGGGAGGUGAUGCCCUACGCUCACGGCCCGUCGGUGAGAAAGCUCUCCAAAAUCGCCACGCUCCUGCUGGCCAGAAACUACAUCCUGAUGCUCACCAGCUCGCUGGAGGAGAUGAAGAGGCUGGUGGGGGAGAUCUACGGCGGGCACCACUCCGCUUUCCACUGCGGGACGGUGGGGCACUCCGCCGGGCACCCGGCGCACGCAGCCAGCACCGUGCACCAGGUGCACCCCAUCCUCGGCAGUGCCUUGUCCUCAGCCAACACCUCCACCUCCCUGUCCGCCUCCCUGCCCGGGAUUGGCACCAUCAGACCCCCUCACUCGUUACUCAAGACUCCCUCUACUCCUCCCGCCCUCCAGCUUGGCAGUGGCUUCCAGCACUGGGCAGGCUUGCCUUGCCCUUGCACUAUCUGUCAAAUGCCACCUCCACCCCACCUGUCCGCCCUCACCACGACGAGCAUGGCCAGGAUCUCGGGAGAGUCCAAGGACUUACUGAAGUGACUUUUGCAAGCCUUUGGAGAUCGGCCUUGGGCCCCAGGUCCCUGAGAUGGUGGCGCAGGAAGGAAGCCUCCAGCCAAGAAGUCCUGUGCUCGCAUGCAUGCUUCUUCGCCUCGGAUCCCCGCCCGUGCGGCCCCCGCACUGACACCUGAUCUUGUCCAAACUGCAGUUGUUGUAACAAGGGAUUAGUGUAGUAAGGACCUUGCAAAGGUAAUGUUUUAGUUGGAUUUUGGCCUAUGUUCUCUUCUUAUGCUAAAACAGAACGAUAUAUAUAUAUAUAUAUAUAUAUAUAUAUAUAUAUAUAUAUAUAUAUAUAUACACACCCCUGUUGUCAAACACAAAAAUGUAAAUAUUUCCUUAAAAUGGAUGAAAAAAAAAAAUGAUAAAGAAGAGAGAGACAUGGUUGUCAUUGUGCUGCUCACAGCUACAAAGAGACGGUGCGUUGGUUUUGGGUUUGGGGAAGAUUUUUAAUUUUGUUUGAUUGAUUGAUUGAUUGAUUUUGUUGGUUUGGGGGUUUUGUUUGGGUUUUUUGGUUUGCUUGUUUUUGUUCUCUCUCUUUAAGGGCAACAUUUUCCAUCCUGGGACCUCUUUCCUGCUCCAGUCCAGGGGCUGAAAGCUAGCGAUGAAUCUCAACCCUCUGAUAUGAUGUAGCUCCCCAAAAUGCAUGCGUGCUUAUCACUGAACCUUGUUUAAACAUGUUGUACUGGCCACGGGGCCGUUUUCCUUGUAACAAGGAUUUACUAGUGAAUUCUCGAAAAGUAUUUCACAAGUUCUCUUUUUCUUUUUUUUUCCUCGCCUGUGUCUAUAUGAAAGCAGAAAGGGAAAUAGUGCAAGCCCCCCUCCCUCCCCAGCAGCCCCCAAGUCUCUUUGGCCAAGUCCUGCCAGCAGUGCAGUGUGUGGCUGGGCUGGCUGCAUCUCCCACCGCUUCGCUCCCUUGCUCAUUUUUCUGCAUGCAGGGUCGGAUUGGUCACUGUGUUCCUACAUUUGAACCUUCUCGUUGUUUUAUGCUUUGCUUUGUUUUCCUGGGCAUUUGCUUGAAAUAUUUUGUUAGGACCUCAAAGACAACGACGUGUCUUUAUUUUUUAUAUAUUCUUGAUAACUAUCGAUAUAUUUAUUAUUCACCAGUGUUUCUGGAUGAGAUUUCCAAAUAAAAACAAAAUGAA
Messenger RNA from Alligator mississippiensis (American alligator), 4527 nucleotides. It is a transcript of the gene OLIG3, whose product is annotated as oligodendrocyte transcription factor 3. NCBI's taxonomy places the organism in Eukaryota, Metazoa, Chordata, Crocodylia, Alligatoridae. The transcript has a single exon. The record is from RefSeq and is a predicted model, not a curated record. Gene Ontology annotation, molecular function: protein dimerization activity. Bases 2546 to 3367 code for a protein of 273 amino acids.